This is a messenger RNA of Microtus oregoni (creeping vole), 1795 nucleotides long. It is a transcript of the gene Ptgr3, whose product is annotated as zinc binding alcohol dehydrogenase domain containing 2. The record is from RefSeq and is a predicted model, not a curated record. Bases 496 to 1629 code for a protein of 377 amino acids. Gene Ontology annotation, cellular component: mitochondrion. NCBI's taxonomy places the organism in Eukaryota, Metazoa, Chordata, Mammalia, Rodentia, Cricetidae. Gene Ontology annotation, molecular function: zinc ion binding; oxidoreductase activity. The transcript has 2 exons.
GCCGGGCGCCCUGCCGCUCGAGGACGCUUAGGCUACGGCGGCGGCGAUCGCCAGGGCGCUGGCCCUCUAGCUUGGCGCCCCCCGCCCCCGGUGGAGGAAUCAAAUCCUGUCGCAGAGCGUGGGGAGGGUGGGGAUAUUCGAGGCCUCUCCCGCGCCCGGAGGAAAGGGGAGGGCGGAGGAGAUCCUAGGCCAGAGUGAGCCGAGCGGAUUCAAACCAAAACAAAAAGAUUAAAGGAGCAGCGGCGGCGGCGGCGGCGGGGCCGGGCAGAGAUCCUGGGGUGGCGCGCCCGGGUUCCGCGGGGGCUGCGGCGUGCGGCGGGGCCGGAGGGCGGGGGCGGGAGCCAGGCGGUGAGGGGAGGGCGGGAGCCUAGGGGAGGGCGCGGGCCGGAGGAGGGGCGGGCCCGCCCGCGCGGAGCUGAGCCGAGCCAAGCGGCCGGGACUGGGCGCGACCCGGGCCAGCGGAGGCGCAGGAGCGGGCGGAGCCGAUCGCGGGCUAUGCUGAGGCUGACGGCAGCCGGGGCCCGAGCCAUCGUGGACAUGUCGUACGCCCGUCACUUCCUGGACUUCCAGGGCUCCGCCAUCCCCCGAGCCAUGCAGAAGCUGGUGGUGACCCGGCUGAGCCCUAACUUCCGCGAGGCCGUCACCCUGCGCCGGGACUGCCCAGUGCCGCUCCCCGGGGACGGAGACCUCCUCGUCCGGAACCGAUUCGUUGGUAUUAACGCAUCCGACAUCAACUAUUCUGCUGGCCGCUAUGACCCCUCCGUGAAGCCCCCCUUUGACAUAGGUUUUGAAGGGAUUGGUGAGGUGGUAGCCUUAGGCCUCUCUGCUAGUGCUAAGUACUCAGUAGGCCAGGCUGUGGCUUAUAUGGCUCCUGGUUCUUUUGCUGAGUAUACAGUGGUACCAGCCAGCAUUGCCACUCCGGUGCCUUCAGUAAAACCCGAGUAUCUCACUCUGCUGGUUAGUGGCACCACUGCAUACAUUAGCCUGAGAGAACUUGGAGAGCUGUCAGAAGGGAAGAAGGUUUUGGUUACAGCAGCCGCCGGGGGGACAGGCCAGUUUGCUGUACAACUUUCAAAGAUAGCCAAGUGUCAUGUCAUUGGAACCUGCUCCUCGGAUGAAAAGUUAGCUUUUCUGAAAUCCAUUGGGUGUGAUCGCCCCAUCAACUACAAAGCAGAGCCGGUGGCGACAGUUCUGAAGCGGGAAUACCCUGAAGGUGUCGAUGUAGUCUACGAGUCUGUUGGGGGAGCCAUGUUUGACCUGGCAGUGGAUGCCUUAGCCACCAAAGGGCGUUUGCUGGUGAUUGGGUUUAUCUCUGGCUACCAAAGCCCUACGGGGCUUUCACCAGUGAAGGCAGGAGCUCUACCUGUGAAGCUCCUGAGGAAGUCUGCCAGACUUCAGGGGUUCUUUCUGAACCACUAUUUAUCCAAGUACCAGGCCGCCAUGGAACACUUGCUGGAGCUGCACAGUCGUGGGGAACUGGUCUGUGAGGUGGACCUGGGAGACCUAGCUCCAGAGGGAAGGUUCAUCGGCCUGGACUCCAUAUUCCGGGCUGUUGACUAUAUGUACACGGGGAAAAAUGUUGGAAAACUUGUGGUUGAAAUACCUCACAGUGUCAGCAGUAAGCUAUGACAACGGAACAAUGACGGAAACCAAAGGAGAAAGAAAAAGAGUUCUCCAUGCCUUAGAAUGAACACAAUAGUUCCUAAAACAAAAAUGUAGUGUUAAUGAAUUCAACUUCCCUCUCCCUUUCCUUGGGGGUAAAAAUAAUACGCUUCAAUAAAAGUUCUCUCUAUAG